Prosopis cineraria is the source of this 1092-nucleotide messenger RNA. RefSeq names its product probable disease resistance protein At1g61300. The coding region runs from base 426 to 869 and encodes 147 amino acids. Gene Ontology annotation, molecular function: ADP binding. The record is from RefSeq and is a predicted model, not a curated record. NCBI's taxonomy places the organism in Eukaryota, Viridiplantae, Streptophyta, Magnoliopsida, Fabales, Fabaceae. The transcript has 2 exons.
GAUAUGUUGAAGAUCUUGUCAAAGGAAAAGAGAUUCUUCUAGCACAGAGAGAAAGCAUAGAUGAUUGUGUCACAAAAGCUAAACAAGAAACUAAAAAGAUUGAUAUUCUUGUUACGAAGUGGUUGGAUGAGGCAGACACGCUUAUAGUUGAUACAGUGUUGUUGGAAGAGAAGGCCAAGGCAAACAAGAGUUGGUGUUUUGGGCAUUGUCCCAACUGGAUUUGGAGAUGUCAUCUUACAAAUCAGAUAGAAAAGAAGACAAAGGAAAUAGCUAAUCAAGGAGACAAAUGCAAAUUUGAGCUAUUUGCACACCCUGCUAUCCCACCAGACAUAACUUAUUAUUCUUUCGAAGGGUUUUUCUUGUUUGAUAGCACCAAAUCAGCAUAUGAUCAACUUUUGGAGGCAUUGAAAGAUGAUGAUGUUUCCAUGAUUGGAUUGUAUGGAAUGGGUGGUUGUGGCAAAACCACCUUAGCAAAACAAGGCGGUAAAGCGACGAAGAAUCUUUUCAAUAGAGUUGUCUUUUUUGUUAUAUCUAGUUCUGCUAAUGUUUCGAGGAUUCAAGAUUCUCUUUCAUGUGAACUAGGUGUCACUCUUGAAGGACAUGAUAACCAAGCAAAAGCUAAAAGCUUGUCGUCGAAGCUAGACAAUGCAGGAAAUAUUUUAAUAAUUUUAGAUGAUGUGUGGGAGAAGCUUGAUUUUGAAAAUAUAGGAAUUCCCUUUGGUUCCAAUUUCAAGAGAUGCAAAGUUUUAAUAACUACACGACAUGAAACUAUAUGUGCAUUAAUGGAUUGCCAAUGGUCUGUUAACCUGCAUCUGUUGAAUGGAAGAAGAGGCAUGGAGAUUUUUCCAAUAUCAUGCCAAGAUUACUAAUCUAACCUCUGAAAGCAUGAAGGAUUUAGCAAAGCAAAUCGCAUAUGAGUGCAAAGGAUUGGCUAUUGCAAUAGCAACAAUCACUUGCACUUUGAAGGAUAAAGAUAUUGCUGAAUGGGAAGAAGCUUUGGAAAAAUUAAGAGAUUCUGAUUGGAUGAAUAUUGCAAAAGGAAUUGAGAUCACUUCCACUAGUCACUCGAAGUACCCAAAUGAGUUAUGAAGC